AAAAAAAAAUAAUAAUGGUUUCAAAAUUUCACUCGAGCCUUUCACAAGACCUUUCAUUAAUAUUAAAUGAUUUAGAUGAUUGUAAUGUAACUAUUUUGGUUGGAAAAAAUCAAAAUAUAAAGGAGUUUCGUGCACACUCGUAUAUUCUUAGAGCUCGCUCACUUUAUUUCAAAAAUGCAUUUUUCAAAAGGGCAUUCCAAACUACCUUUAUAGCAUCAGCAGACGGAUGGGUUACUAUAGAUAAUGUAAUGAAGUUCAAAAAACCAAAUAUUAAUCCUGCUGUUUUUGAAAUAAUUCUUAGGUAUAUGUAUACGGGUGAAGUAGAUUUACCAAACACAUCAGGCAUAAAUGUUCUUGGACUCCUAAUUGCAUCUGAUGAACUACUCCUUAAACAAUUAUUUAAACAUGUUCAAGAUUACUUAAUUGAAAAACAAGCAAAUUGGAUUCAGAAAAAUUUUGUCCUCGUCCUUCAUUCCGUAUUUGGUCUUGAAAGUUGUAAAAAACUAAAAGAUUACUGUCUUAAAUCUAUUUGUGCGGAUCCAAAGCCAUUUUUCACUUCAAAAAACUUUUCCUCGUUAAAUAAAGAUAUCUUAUAUGGUUUACUUGAGCGAGACGAUUUACAGAUUGAAGAAAUUGUUGUUUGGGAUAGUCUAAUUAAAUGGGGUAUUGAACAAACCCCCGGUUUGGGAAUUAGGAAUAGCGAUAGGAGUAAAUGGAAUGAUAGGGAUUUUGAGGCAUUAAAGGAAACUUUAAAUCAAUUUAUUCCUCUUAUUCGGUUUGUUGAAAUUUCUUCUAUUGAAUAUUUUGAUAAAGUUCGACCUUACAAAGCUAUUAUUCCUAAUAAUAUUUGUGAAGAAAUUGAAGAAUAUUAUUUUAAAGGUACUUUACCAAAAACAGCCACUUUACCUCCACGAACAGGAUUCCAGAAAAUUGAAUCGAUCAUUAUCAAGCCGAAACUAGCCAGAAUAAUCAUUAAUUGGAUUGAAAGAAAAGAUUCAAAUUACAAUCGUAAUAAAAAAGAUGUUGUUUUUAAUUUUGACCUUAUUUAUCGUAGAAGUCGUGACGGGAAAAAUAUUAUUCGAAAGAGAUGCGCUGGAAAAGGAGCAGUUUUGAUUUUAAUUAAAGUUAAAUAUUCUGAAAAAAUAUUUGGUGGAUAUAAUCCUAUCGGUUGGGAUGAUGCCGAUAAAAAAUAUAAUCGUAAAAAUUUUCAUUAUCCCAAACAAAUUAAUCAAUAUUUAUCCACUACAGAAAGUUUCAUAUUUUCGUUUGAAAAUAAUGAAGAUAUUAAAAAUAUGGAGAUUAGUCGUGUAGUUAAUUCAUCAUAUGCCAUUUUUAAUCAUCUUGGGAAUGGAAUUAACUUUGGCGGAGGCGACCUAGCGUUAGAGAACGACCGUCUUUCUUUAAGUUAUACCGGUUAUUAUGAAUGCUUAAAUAGGAAUAAUGAUGAAUUUUUGAUGAAUAGUAAUUAUUAUAGAGAUCAGUAUGAAGUUGAAGAAAUCGAAGCCUUUAGAGUAGUUACUCAUUCUAAUUUAUAAAUAUUAACUUAGUGUUAAAUUUAUAAUUAAAUCAGGACUUUUGUAAUAAAUUUUUUCUAUUAAAAAGUAGGUGAUAAUGUAUAUUUGAAUAAAAAGUUGGAUAAUAAAUAUUGUAUUUCAUAAAUAAAUUACUUUUAUUACCAAUUUUUUACGCCUAAAUACAUUAAUUCGCACGAGAAUUACAUACGCUGAAAUUCAACCUUCAACGUAAAUCUGGCCGCAGUGCAGUUUGAAUUAGAAAUUGAACGAAUAAAGUAUUUAAAGGUUGAAUUACUUUUAGAGCUUUUAGUGUAAUAAAGAAAAUAAAUGUUGG
Molecule: messenger RNA, 1848 nt
Organism: Rhizophagus irregularis DAOM 181602=DAOM 197198
Lineage: Eukaryota; Fungi; Glomeromycota; Glomeromycetes; Glomerales; Glomeraceae
Molecular function (GO): protein binding
Source: RefSeq, a predicted model, not a curated record